ACUUUGCGUAGGCUCGCAAUCGUCCUCGGGUUCCGUUUGUUCUUCGAGGUUCUCCAAGUUUUUACAAGAUGCGUGAAUGUAUCAGUAUUCAUGUCGGUCAAGCUGGUGUCCAAAUGGGCAACGCCUGUUGGGAACUCUACUGCCUGGAACAUGGAAUCCAGCCUGAUGGGCAAAUGCCAAGCGACAAAACCAUUGGAGGUGGUGACGACUCCUUCAACACUUUCUUCAGUGAAACCGGUUCUGGGAAGCACGUUCCUCGUGCAGUCUUUGUCGAUCUUGAACCGACUGUGGUUGACGAAGUUCGUUGUGGAACCUACCGUCAACUCUUCCACCCAGAACAACUCAUCACCGGCAAGGAAGAUGCUGCUAACAACUACGCUCGUGGGCAUUACACUAUUGGCAAGGAAAUCGUUGAUCUCGUGUUAGAUCGCAUUCGUAAAUUGGCCGAUCAGUGUACUGGCCUUCAGGGUUUUCUGAUUUUCCACUCCUUUGGUGGAGGCACCGGAUCCGGUUUCACCUCACUUCUGAUGGAACGUCUCAGUGUUGACUACGGCAAAAAAUCCAAGCUUGAGUUCUCUGUGUACCCGGCUCCCCAAAUUUCUACGGCUGUUGUUGAGCCCUAUAACUCCAUCUUGACAACUCAUACCACUUUGGAGCAUUCCGAUUGUGCAUUUAUGGUUGACAAUGAAGCCAUCUAUGAUAUCUGCCGUCGCAACCUCGAUAUUGAACGCCCGACCUAUACUAACUUGAAUCGCCUAAUUGGUCAAAUCGUCUCUUCAAUCACUGCUUCUCUGCGUUUUGAUGGCGCUCUCAAUGUUGAUCUCACUGAGUUUCAGACGAACUUGGUUCCUUACCCUCGCAUUCACUUUCCAUUGGCUACCUAUGCUCCCGUCAUUUCUGCCGAGAAGGCCUACCACGAACAACUGAGUGUUGCAGAGAUCACCAACGCUUGUUUCGAGCCGGCCAACCAGAUGGUUAAGUGUGAUCCUCGUCAUGGCAAGUAUAUGGCCUGCUGCAUGCUCUACCGUGGAGAUGUAGUUCCAAAAGACGUCAACGCUGCCAUUGCUACUAUCAAGACGAAGAGAACCAUUCAGUUUGUGGACUGGUGUCCCACUGGUUUCAAGGUUGGUAUCAACUACCAGCCACCUACCGUGGUCCCCGGUGGAGAUCUAGCCAAAGUUCAACGAGCUGUGUGCAUGCUGAGUAAUACCACUGCGAUCGCCGAAGCCUGGGCUCGUCUUGACCACAAGUUCGAUCUUAUGUAUGGCAAACGCGCAUUCGUCCAUUGGUACGUUGGUGAAGGGAUGGAAGAAGGUGAAUUCUCUGAGGCUCGUGAAGAUCUUGCCGCUCUGGAGAAGGACUACGAGGAGGUUGGAAUCGAUUCUGUCGAAGCCGAAGGCGAAGAGGAGGGCGAGGAGUACUAA
Molecule: messenger RNA, 1424 nt
Organism: Hydatigera taeniaeformis
Lineage: Eukaryota; Metazoa; Platyhelminthes; Cestoda; Cyclophyllidea; Taeniidae
Source: the annotation of a GenBank genome assembly